Messenger RNA from Bombina bombina (fire-bellied toad), 2150 nucleotides. RefSeq names its product abhydrolase domain containing 8 (gene ABHD8). Lineage: Eukaryota; Metazoa; Chordata; Amphibia; Anura; Bombinatoridae. The record is from RefSeq and is a predicted model, not a curated record. Bases 238 to 1509 code for a protein of 423 amino acids. The transcript is spliced from 5 exons. Gene Ontology annotation, molecular function: catalytic activity.
GAUGGAUAAUAACAUGUAGGUAACCUAGCUGUAGAAAACACACCAUCCCAUUCAGUUUUCCAUGCCGUAGCAUAGAGCAGGAGACUGGGUGCAGGAAAGGAGAUUUAGCCUCAGCAGCAGAUUGGCACUGCAGGAUUUUCUCUCUUUAUCCAUUAGCUACCCAGAUCCUAGUCUACAAACAAAUCACCCCUUUGAACACAAAUUCUGAAUCUUCUUGCAAAUAAAUGAGGACACACCAUGCUGACCAGCAUAGCAGAACGCAUCAUGUACUGCCUGACAGGCAAAACACCCAACUCUGUGGGUCCAGCAGAUAUUUCAGAGACCUGCGAUGGCUACAGCUUUAUGGAGGUAAAGCCAGGACGGGUUUUAAGGGUACGUCACAUCUUGCCAUCGCGCCCAGGAGGCGGGCAGGAGGAAGCACAAGAAGAAGUGAAGAAACCAGGGCAAGGAUUGGUCCAUUGCAAGCGCAAAAUCACAGUUUAUCGUAAUGGUCAACUGGUGAUAGAGAACCUUGGUACUACCUUACGCUCUGAGAUCUUACAUUGCCGCAAUGGAAAUCCAGAGCCUGCUGGAACACUGGAAGUAGAGUUGUCGGAUUAUACCAGCACAGGCAAUGACGGAGGACCUUGCAAAGAGGGAGAAACACUUCCAAGCAAGCGUCGGAAACGCAAACCCAAGAAAGUAGUGUUGGUUGACUGUCAAAGGCAGGUGACUGGAUGCAAGGGAACCCACUCUGAUGUAGUCCUAUUCUUUAUUCAUGGAGUGGGGGGUUCACUUGACAUUUGGAAGGAGCAGCUGGACUUUUUUUCCAAACUUGGUUAUGAGGUGGUGGCACCAGAUCUAGUGGGGCAUGGAGCUAGUGCCUCACCACAGAUUGGCGCUGCUUACACGUUCUACUCUCUUGCUGAAGACAUGAGGUGCGUCUUCAAACGUUAUGCAAAGAAGAGAAACAUCCUGGUGGGACAUUCAUAUGGUGUUAGCUUCUGCACUUUCCUGGCCCAUGAGUACCCUGAUUUGGUUCACAAGGUGGUCAUGAUAAAUGGAGGAGGUCCUACCGCACUUGAGCCCAGCUUGUGUUCCAUCUUUAAUAUGCCCACAUGUGUGCUGCACUGCCUGUCUCCCUGCCUGGCCUGGAGUUUCCUUAAGGCUGGUUUUGCUCGACAAGGUGCCAAAGAGAAGCAGCUGUUACGCGAAGGUAAUGCCUUCAACGUGUCGUCCUUUGUGCUGCGAGCCAUGAUGAGUGGCCAGUAUUGGCCUGAGGGUGAUGAGGUGUAUCAUGCUGAGCUCACAGUGCCUAUAUUGCUGGUACAUGGCAUGCAUGACAAGUUUGUGCCACUCGAUGAAGACCAGAGGAUGGCAGAGAUCCUCCAGAUCAGCUUCCUGAAGGUGAUAGAAGAAGGUAGUCAUAUGGUCAUGCUGGAGUGUCCUGAAACUGUUAAUACACUUCUCCAUGAGUUUUUCCUAUGGGAACCUGAACUACAGAAUGUAGAAGAGGCCGGAAAUGAGUGAAAACAAAGACAAGAUCAAGGGAAUACCAUGAGACAGAAGAAAGACUUUUCUGCUGUUAAUGAAACAAUGGAUGAAGUCCAUGUUUGGAGAAGACUCCUGAUGAGCCAACUUUCCAUCGGCCAAGCUUUUUGAAAAAAAGACUUUGGCUCCAGGGAUGGCGUCAGGGAGGAUAUUUCCAAGAAAGCUAUGUCUAAUACAGCUUUCAAGAAAUAAGAGUCUCCACUCUUCUACUUGUUACCUCCAACUUCAAUUAUAAGAUUAAGGAUACGGGAGGAGACUGGCUAAGGAAAUAUCUGAUGGAAUAUCUGGUAACAUGAGAUAAAGUUGGCGUGUUACCUUAUAAUGAAUCUCACUGAAUAAAAACUCUGCAUAGUAAAAGGGAGUUUUCUGUGCUGAAAAAAAGCAUAAUAUGUUUUCUCUAUCAGACAUGCUGUGCUAUGUUACCUGCUUCUUGAUGUAGAAAGGAGGCUACAAAUUAACCAUUUUUUUGCCAGUGUGGAGGUCCACAGGCAGCAAUACAACAGUUAUUAACAUCAGAGAACAAUCCUACUUGUAUCAGACCCUGCAGGUAGUCAAAGGAGUUACUGUAAAAAAAACUUCAAAUGACUUUAGGAAACAAAAUAAAUGUGUAUAAUAUGUUA